Molecule: messenger RNA, 894 nt
Organism: Periophthalmus magnuspinnatus
Lineage: Eukaryota; Metazoa; Chordata; Actinopteri; Gobiiformes; Gobiidae
Gene: cd8a
Product: CD8a molecule
Exons: 6
Coding region: 13-678 (221 amino acids)
Source: RefSeq, a predicted model, not a curated record
UAUCAGCGUGAAAUGGACUCCAAAUCUGUUUUUAUGUUUGGGAUUCUGCUGUUUGGAACAGCUGUGCUCUCUGCAGGAGCCUCAGCAGCGCCCUUUAUAGUGAAGGUCAAUGACAAGAGUCCGGUGGACAUCACGUGCAAAAUCCAAGGCUCGGGUCCGACUGUGGUCUGGUUCCGAGUCCCAGACAAGUCUAAUCUGGAGUACAUCGCGUCUCUAUCCUCUGUGAACCCCGUGGUGAAAAAGGAAGGUCCGGUAUUCCAUUUCUUCAGCACCGAAAAGAUCUCCGCCCAUAUCCUGGUCCUGAAAGCCUUCAACAGGAGUGCAGAUGCUGGACUCUACUCUUGCUUGUCUCAAAACAGAGACAUGAUGUUUGGAGGAGUCACACGCCUCCAACCAGCAGAGGACCCUCCAACCACUGUAAAGACCACCAUCACAAAGAAACCUGAGCCCCCAACCCCCAACCCCUGCACCUGCCCCACUCAGCCAGUGUCCGUGGGCCAGAUGCAGUGCUCCGUCCUGAUUUUGGCACCCCUUGCUGGAGUAUGUGGGUUACUACUACUGACACUACUGUGUACUGUCCUCUACUGCAACAGCGUGCGCACUCGCAGAUGUCCUCACCAUUACAAGAGAAAGCCUCGGAUGCCGGCUCCAGGGAAACAAACCAGCGGCUACAUUUAAAACAGGACUUUACCUGAAAGUGUUUGACCCUUGUUUCCAUUAGAGCACGCACAAUGUUUCUUACACUGUAGAUUCCUCAUUCUUAUCUGAAACAUACAAAAUAAAACUGUAAAUAAUAUUUGAAUUUUUGUUUGCAAAUUUUGAAAUGCCAGAUUUCAUACUUAAAUGUAAAAUCAAAACUCCAAACUCUGAAACAAAUCAUUUCUGUGGGUUUUG